AUGUUAUCCUCGAGCUUCAAAAGAGUCGAAAAUGGAUCGAUUACUGCGUCGUGGCCCAGGGCCAGCGAGUACAGCGACGGCGAUGGACGUGCAUUAAAACUCCCUCAGAACGUGGAGGACACGCUAGCCAAAGUUUUGCCCUCGGAGGACCUGCUGGACCGACCUGAGUUCGAUGCGCGCGAGUUCAUCAACCGAAACUUUCCGGACGAGCAGAGUCUGGGGGACAUUGGUGACUUUGUGAGCCGUCUCCGCGGGCGUAUGAAGGAGCUCGACGACUCGCUGUCUCAGGCGUCACAAGACCAGAGUUUAGCGGCACAUCAGGCGCUUGUUGGUCUGAAGGAAGCGAAAACGGCGAGUCAGCAGCUUUUCCACAAGAUCCACGAUAUCCGAGGGAAGGCAGAGCAGAUCGAGGUCAUGGUGCAGGAGAUCUGUCGCGACAUCAAGCAGCUCGACUAUGCUAAGCGCCAUCUGCAGACCACGCUCACGGCGCUUAAGCGGCUGCACAUGCUGGUUAUUGCCGUUGAUCAGCUAGAGUUUAUGUCCUCGCAACGUAAUUAUCGCGAGGCCGCAUCUUUGCUCAAAGCUAUCUUUGCCGACUUUCGGUCUAUUGGCCCCAUGGAGUCGUUGGAGGACAAUUUUCCAUCCGAAGAAGAACGACAAGCUGUCUUUGCCAACCUCUCGGCUGCGCGUGCAGCUGUCGAUGCCUUGGGCAAAGCAACCAGAGAGAAACUGGUCCAUUUAUUUUGUGACGAACAGUUGAUGUCCUACGAGAGACUUUACGGGGACGGGGGAGAGUGCGCUAGGUUGCACCAGGCCGAAACGAGAUACAAGUGGUUCUACAAUCUCCUUGCUGCCAUCGACGAUCGCUUGAACGCUAUUUUCCCAAAGCAUUGGCGAAUGGCUCGACGGAUGUGCAUUCAGUUCUGUGAACGAACGCGGACCCAUUUACUUGCACAAAUAGGAGCGCACACUCCAGACGAGAUGGACGUGACUUUGCUGCUGAAGUCUCUACAACGAACGCUCAUGUUUGAACGUGACGCAGCACAGCGCUUCGAAGGGAUGGCCGAUGGAGAAGAGCUUCAGGAAGUGGAACUGGACGAGAACGGCGAUGCCAUUGACCCACAUUUCGCUGAAGGAAUCAAGAGAAAACAUCGUCGUAAGAAGCGUGAGGCGGAGCGUAAGGCGCUAGAAGAAGAAAUGGAGAAGAACGGUGAGCUCACGGGCGACAAUAACCAGGGCUUGCCGACUAUUCGGGGAAUGAUAUCUCGCUCAUUCGACCCGUUCAUGACGGCGUAUGUAGCACUGGAGCGUAAGAACAUGGAGCAGAUGAUCAACGAGGUGAUGAGCGCCGAGUUGGUGGAUCGGAACGGCCAGCUGCCAGUGUUCUCGAGCUCCGUGAACAUGUUUGCCUACAUUCGCAAUUCAAUUAAACGAUGUACGGCCCUGACAAACGGCCAGACGUUCUUUGACCUCCAGAACGAGUUCAAACACUGCUUUCAGCUCUACUCGCAACGACUUCUCGCGAAACUCCCUGCUGCCUCGACUGGGCCAUCAGGCGGUCUGGAUUCUUCAAGCAGUGGUGCGAGCAACAAGGUCAAAUUGAGCGAUAAACAGGAAGAGGAACUAUGUUUCGUAAUCAAUACGGCCGAGUACUGCGCUGAGACGCUGCCAUCUCUGGAGGAAGUAAUUCGAGCGAAGAUUGACAAGGCAUAUAGUGAAGCCAUUGAGUUAUCACAAGAGAUCGAUACGUUCCACGACGUGGGCGCCGCAGCCAUGAAGUGUAUCGUUGCUGGAUUGGAGACGUCGCUGGAUGACGAUUUGAACGCACUCCACAAGGCCAACUGGCAGACAUGGGAAGCCGUGGGCGACGAGAGUUUGUACGUUACGCAAAUGGGCGAGAAGCUGCAGACGUUUGUGCCGGUGUUGCGCCAAAUGCUGUCUGGACUGUACUUUACCAACUUUUGCGAUAAGUUCGCGGCGUCCUUCGUGCCCAAGAUCUUGCAGGCCGUGUACAAGUGCCGAAGGAUGAACCAGGUAGCAACGCAGCAACUUCUUCUUGACGUGUACGCUCUCAAGACGUUGUUCCUUCAACUGCCAGUGCUGAACAACGACGGCUUCCAAUCCUCUUCCACCUCAACGAGCACAGCGACGAUCCCGUCGCGUUAUACCAAGUUCGUCUCGAACGAGAUGGCGACGGUGGAAAACGUGCUGAAGCUAAUUGGCACUCCGAACGAAAUGCUCGUCGAGAGCUUCAAGAUCAUGUGGCCUGAGGGUUCUGCGGAGGAUUUUCAGAAUAUUAUGGCUGUGAAAGGGCUCAAGAAGAGUGAGCUGGCGGCGUAUCUCGACACAUUGGGGAUGCAGCGCAAGCCCACGGGUAAGAUCGCGGAAAUGGAGGGCAAGAUGAGCGACAUGACGGAGAACUGGAAGAAAAACAUGCAGAACUUUGCCAAGGUGCCUUUCACAUUCACGGGCAGAAUGAACACCAAUGCACAUCAACAGGGCUAG
Molecule: messenger RNA, 2505 nt
Organism: Phytophthora infestans T30-4
Lineage: Eukaryota; Oomycota; Peronosporomycetes; Peronosporales; Peronosporaceae
Product: vacuolar protein sorting-associated protein 53
Exons: 3
Coding region: 1-2505 (834 amino acids)
Biological process (GO): retrograde transport, endosome to Golgi
Cellular component (GO): GARP complex
Source: RefSeq, a predicted model, not a curated record